This is a messenger RNA of Magallana angulata, 3914 nucleotides long. Its product is annotated as acetylcholine receptor subunit beta-like. The transcript is spliced from 2 exons. The record is from RefSeq and is a predicted model, not a curated record. Gene Ontology annotation, molecular function: extracellular ligand-gated monoatomic ion channel activity; neurotransmitter receptor activity; transmembrane signaling receptor activity. Gene Ontology annotation, cellular component: synapse; neuron projection; membrane. NCBI's taxonomy places the organism in Eukaryota, Metazoa, Mollusca, Bivalvia, Ostreida, Ostreidae. Gene Ontology annotation, biological process: nervous system process; regulation of membrane potential; signal transduction. The coding region runs from base 271 to 1482 and encodes 403 amino acids.
AAAAUGAUACCUAAAUUCGAAACAUUCAUACAAUAAUAAGAUGAGCACCAGUGGCAUACAAUGGCAUAAAACCCCCAUAAAACCUCCUCAUUCUUACAGUAAUUACUAACUCGAUCGUUUAAUGAAUCUGUUAACAUCCAGUAGACAUAAAAGUAUUAAUAAUUAAUGUAAUUAUCCCAGUUCAUCUUAUAGCUGAACGGACCUUCAUACACAGUGACUUAAAGAAAUAUUGCACAUUGGAUAAAUCAUUUAUCGUGUGUUUUAUCCACGAUGAACUUGACUUUGCUUCACCUGUUUCUAUUCUCAAAAUGUUUUCUUUCCUAUGUCGAGGGUAAUACUUCCACUAAAGUCAAUAAUUUGAUCUCGACACUGCUUAAUGAUUAUGACAAGAGAACCAGGCCAGUAAAGGAUCAACAAUCUACUCUGUCCAUCGACGUCAGUUUUUAUCUUUCCAUUGUCAACGACGUGGAUGAAGUGGCAGAGAAACUCGUCACAACUGGCUACCUGUAUUUAACAUGGACGGACCAAAAUUUAGCAUGGGAUAGUGCAACCAACGAUAUAAAUUGGAUUUAUUUGAAUCAGAAUGGUUUCACGAAGUUUAAAGAGAUGGGUGGAAGCUUCUAUUACGUUUACGUUUAUAACUCCGGUGAUGUGACGUGGAAGCCCUACGAGGUGUUUGAAACAAGAUGUGCAAUAGACAUCACUUACUUUCCAUAUGAUAAACAAACAUGCGAAAUCAUUUUCAUUGUGUGGAGCUACUCAGUAGAUGAGGUUGCGAUUCAUAAGUCAUCCAAUGGGAUAGACUUUUACGAAUAUGAAGAGAACAGUGUUUGGACAGUUUUGUACACCGAAUCAACUAUCAACAAAGAUAAAUAUGAAUCAGAAAUUAUCUUUACCAUUUACCUACAACGGAAGCCAAAGUAUUACCUUAUGAAUAUAAUUCUUCCUGUCCUUUGCCUUGGCCUGCUCAGCUUGUUGGUUUUCCUGAUUCCCGUUGAUGGUGGGGAGAAGAUGGGAUACUCCAUUACCGUAUUUCUAUCGUUUGCGGUAUUCCUGUCAAUUAUUAGCUCAGAAUUACCGGUAAACUCCGAAAGUACCUCUAUAUUAAGCUUCUAUCUUGUUCUCCAAAUGGUUAUUGGCACCUUAGAACUGGUCAUCUCAGCCAUACAACUACGUCUGCAUCAUAGAAAAAAGACCGCAGAUAUGUCACAAAUCUACAUAAAGAUUGUAAAGUUGGAAAAAGGCCUGCGUUGCAAAUCAUGGGGGAGUUGCUCGAAAAAAGUACGGGUAUCAGCAAAUAAUGAAAUAAAAAAGAUCGAAGUGUCAGAAGUACCAGACGCUGAUCAUGAUACUGAGACGAGAAUCGAGUGGAGUGACGUCACAUCCGCUAUUGACUUCCUAAGCUUUUGUACGAUAUUCGUCAUCAAUAUUUCUAUAACUUUAUAUCUUUUCAUCGCUAUUAUUGAUAAUAAGGAGAACUGAUCGGAGAAAUUGUUGUUAAGAACUUCAUCUCAAAUGGAACAAUUUAUGCCUCAAACACAAAUGGAAAUACUUUUUUGUCAAUACAAAUUAGUGAUCAAUUUUUCUACGUAUCUUUCAAGCAUUGAAAUUGUUCCAUGACGUGUUUGUGUGCGUGCAAUGGUGGAUAAGUUUAACAUUCAUUUAAAAAAAACCCAAAAUUAUCGUUGAACAUAUCACUUUAAUCAUAACAUCAUCAAUCAGUAAUUAUCAUUAUAUAUCUCAUGAAUAUCAAAACGUAAUCAUUUGAUCGUUGAUUCCAUAAUUACCUUUGACAUGAUAACUGUAGGGUAUUUUAGAAUUGGGUGCGAGUUGUCUUCGGUUGUAGUUGGGGCGAAUUGUUUUAAAGACGAGUCACCUAAUUCCGUCUAAUAAGUUUAGAUGCUCAUAUUUAUGUUGCAUAAAAAUUAAAAUUUAAUUUUCUUUUAUUUACUAUUUUUUUAAAUGUCUACCCCACUAUUUUGAUUACUUCGACAUUUCUAAUUAGCAGGCGGACAAUAAAAAGUUAAGUUAGAAGGAGAAAAUGUUCACAGUUAAAAAUUAAACUAACGUAUUUUCUUUAGCUGUACAUCAGUUUAUCAGAGUCUGUGAUAGAUUUUCUUUAUUACAAUCUGUUGCUACCUAGAACUAAAUUCAAAUAGAACUUUUACAUUUACGCUCGCUCAAUAAUUUGACUAUUUCAAUAAUAUACAUUCUUAUGUACUUUCAACUCCAAGUUAUAAUAAUUACGAAGGCGGUUGUAAAUUAUCAGUAUACAUGCAUACGGUAAGAACCUGGUACUAGUAAGUUGUAAGAACUUGUGUGUUUGAACCAUUUGUAUAUGUUUAUACAACGAAAUAUGUUCAAAGCACUGUGACUGUUGAGUACUGAGAUGUAUUUUCUGUGACGUCUUAAGCCCUUUUCACAAUUGGCGCACGAGCACUUUACAACACUGCGACCAGAAUUUUUUAGAUUCGCACGAGCUCUCUCAUAAAUUGCACGAGCUCUCGCAUACGUUGCACGAGCUCUCGCAUUCGUUGCAUACGUUUUACUGGUCGCAUCAAGUCUUCUCAAAAUAGUAGACAUGCACACAAUUCAGACGCGACCGAAUGCGAUCCAAAACAUCGCAGUACAACGUACGAACAUUACUACGAACGUUUUAUAACGUUUUGUGUACUCACAAGAGUGAUGCAUUAUUUUUAGCCGGGAUCUGCUGAAAGCAGAGUCCUGGCUAUAGGCAGGCAAAUCAGCAAUGUUACUAUAAAUAGCACAAAUAAACAAAAAACCAAACAGCGUCAAGGUAAAGCUUCCGCUAUACCAAAUAGUUACACGAAGAGCCACGUUUUGUCAAAAGUGUUGGCAUUUUGUUUCUUUUUUUUUUAAUUUCGAAUAAAUUGUCUAUCUUUUUUAGUUUUCUUAUUAAUAACGUGUUUUUAAAACAUUACUAUGCAUUUUGGACACAUACAAUGCGCAUGAAUUUCCAUGAACUACUUUGCUGCGCGAUAAAGAAACGGGGAUUAAAUAUAUAAUGCUUGUUGCAAAAUUCAAGGCAGCAACUCUUGAACUUUUUAACUUCUACUAGACAGGCAUACUUUUUGUUUAUAGCCGCUUACAAAAUUUGGUCGCUCUCUGAUGCUUUGCCGACAUUAAAAGCAUUAGAGAGAGAGAGAGAGAGAGAGAGAGAGAGAGAGAGAGAGAGAGAGAGAGAGAGAGAGAGAGAGAGAGAGAGAGAGAGAGAGAGAGAUUUUCAGUCUUUACUACACAAUAUGCAUAAAGACACACCAAAAGAGCCCGGCUUUCAGUACUUCAGUACUUUGAUUAAAGGUCGUAAGAUGAAUCGCAGUUGUUAAUGCGCGUAUUGUGCGACCAUGAGUCUGUUGCUCAACAUGUCUCAUGUUAUCUUGCAACGUUUUACUAUCAUUGCACGACUUAUCAGUAAUAUGCCAUGCUUUAUUUGCCACUAGUAUAUAUACCCUGUAUAAUCAUCUCUGUUUGAGACCACAAUUCAACAAAAUACAUUUAUUGCAUGAUGGUGAGGGAAAUAUAAAAUUUAUUUCUCCAAGAAAAAUCAUGUUUCCCCAGGGCAUCGCCCGCGGAAAAUUUGUUUUUCUGGGGGAAUAAAUCUUCAUAUUCCCUGAACAUUUAUACAAUAAACGAACAACAUAUGAUUAUACAAAAUAAGUUGAUUUUUAAAAAAUUGUUUGAUUGUUUGAUGUUCUCUGUUACUCUCGUUUUUCUUUCAUAAUUUUGAAUCAUAGAUAGUUUAGUUGGUUUUGUGAUAUAUAGAGAAUCAUAAUGAUCAAAUAUUUUUGAUUUAAUCAUAUGCUCAUAUCAGCUUUUUCAUUCCUAUGAAAUCGCCCUGUCAUGUGACUUUCUAGACCAAUCAAAUAUAAUAGAACAAUCAUAUUGAGGUAUAA